Molecule: messenger RNA, 1740 nt
Organism: Ostrea edulis (European flat oyster)
Lineage: Eukaryota; Metazoa; Mollusca; Bivalvia; Ostreida; Ostreidae
Product: cytochrome P450 1A1-like
Exons: 7
Coding region: 49-1617 (522 amino acids)
Molecular function (GO): heme binding; oxidoreductase activity, acting on paired donors, with incorporation or reduction of molecular oxygen; monooxygenase activity
Source: RefSeq, a predicted model, not a curated record
CGUGUCAGUUCUUUCGAUAACAAGUCAUCUGUUUUAGUGUUGUGUGAUAUGUUGAAUUUCAUUUUGAUUGCGAUUUUGAUCAUUUUGUCUCUGUACUAUGUCGUUCGAAAGACCGGUCGACAGAAAGGAAAAGGGCCACCUGGACCUAAAGGCUGGCCCGUCUUUCAGAUUUUCCUGGGGUCUGAACUUCCGACUUUACAUUUAAAACUUUAUGAUUGGACUGAAAAAUAUGGAGACAUUUUUCAAUUCGAAUUCGUUGGCAAGAAAUUCAUCAGUCUAAAUUCUUCUGAAGUACUGAGAGAGGCAUUUACCAAAGAAGAAAAUUCAACCAUUACCUCCUUUCGGCCGCCGACAUUUACAGGAGAGUAUCUGCUUGAUAAUUAUGCAGAUGUUGGUUUUGCAUCUCCAGAUCCAUUGUGGACCAAACGCAGAAAACUUUAUUAUCAAUUGAUCCGUUCCUACGGAGAAGGGUUAUCUAUCAUUGAAUCCCAAAUAAAAGAGAACCUCCAAUCCAUGAAAAAGGACAUUCGAUCAACAGGAAACAGAAAUGUGGAUCCCAGUAGCAUCGUGGAAGAAUUCAUACUUAAUACCGUUGAAGUUCUGGUCAUAGGACGAAGCUUUGGUAGAAAGGGGGAACUGCAAAAGAUCUUAAGGAAACUUGACCACCUUGUCAACAUAAUAACCAACCCUGGAUAUGACAUCUUGUAUGGGUUCUUACCAUUUCUGCGAUUUCUUCCACUUCCCAUGUCUUUGAAGAUGAAUGAGUUUCGUAGGACAAAACAAGUCAUGGUGGACUACCUUGAAACUUUGUCGAAAGAGGAAACCAUGGAAAAGGGAAUCUAUCACACACUGAAAGACGUUAUGAAAGAAAGGGAUGAGCACGGCAAUCAGUGGUUUACACAAGAAAAUCUGUCGAAUCUCUUAGUGAAUUUAGUAGCCGCUGGUUACCUGACAACACGAGGGACAGUCAUGUCCAUGAUACAAAUCCUUGCAAAAAGACCAGAACUUCAGAAAGCUUUACAAAGAGAAAUGGAUAAUGUGAUAGGGUUUGACAGAGAACCUUGCCUCGAUGAUAGACAUAAAUGCCCGCUUACCGAAGCUGUAAUUCUAGAAACACUCCGUUACAUUUCACACGUUCCACUGGCCAUCUUUCAUGCAACGUCCCAGGAAACUACAAUCGCUGGUUACACUAUAGAGAAGAAUACAGUAAUCAUACCAAACCUGUGGACAAUGCAUCUCCGCGAAAAAGAGUGGGAGCAACCAUUUACUUUUAAACCGGAGCGCUUCUUAGACGCGGAUGGAUUAUUAUUGCCGGCCAAUGAUCCCGUCAGGAAAAAGUUUUGUGCUUUUGGAACAGGGAAGAGAAAUUGUAUUGGUGAAGUGUUCGCAAAAUCACGCAUAUUUCUAUUUCUGUCGACUUUAAUGCAACAGACAACGAUUUUCGAGCCCGAUGGAAAAUCGAUACCGGAUCUUCGACAGAGAGAAAUGCUUCCUGGCAUCGUUUUACAGCCACAGCCGUACGAAGUUCGUUUUGUUCUUCGACAAAAGAAAUGGAAUACAGUAAGCAAUGUAAACGUAUCUCAAGGUUCCUAUUACACUACAGAUGCCUUUUUAUAAAUUGCACGCAUGUAUGCAUGAAAGGUGAAGAUAACGAACGGUGAUCAAUUUCAAAACUCUUAAAAGGAAUAAAAAAUAAAGAAGUGGGCAAGCACAGACCCAUGGACAUACCAAAGGUAUGAA